This is a messenger RNA of Pristis pectinata (smalltooth sawfish), 8022 nucleotides long. RefSeq names its product SPG11 vesicle trafficking associated, spatacsin (gene spg11). The transcript has 31 exons. NCBI's taxonomy places the organism in Eukaryota, Metazoa, Chordata, Chondrichthyes, Rhinopristiformes, Pristidae. Gene Ontology annotation, biological process: synaptic vesicle transport; axo-dendritic transport; axon extension. The record is from RefSeq and is a predicted model, not a curated record. The coding region runs from base 47 to 5440 and encodes 1797 amino acids. Gene Ontology annotation, cellular component: synapse; dendrite; cytoplasm.
CGAGCACAAGCAAAAAUGUGUGGACUAUCUCACUGGUUAUAUUAUCAUGCUUCGUAAAUUUAUGAAGAAGUAUCCUCAUACACCACCAAAGGAGAGUGUCACUGAUGGCUGUGAGGAUGAAGAAAAUACAUUACCAGAUGUUAAUCAGGUUUAUGAAAAGUGGAAAAGUCUAAGUACCAAUGAGGUUAUCCGGGAUGCUAUCCUGAAUAAUCAGAUUCCCCGAGCUCAGGGAUAUUUCCGAGCCCAACAAAAACCUACGAAGAAUCUGAGUGAACUCAUGCAAGCUGGUUUAACUCUGACUUAUGAUUGUCUCUUAAAAAAAGAUCUGCAGGAGGCUAAAAAACUUCUGAGGAACAUGGGAUUUGCUGUGAAGAAAGAGCUACAUCGUAUCUGCUGCUUCACAGCUGAUCGAGAGCUUCGCGAUUUCCUGGUGGAAAGCCUCCAGGAUUAUUUAUCUGAUGAAGAGAAAGAGAUGGUAAAAUUUGUUCACUUUGUAGAGAAUCUAUAUUCCUCCUCCGCACACGCUGUGGAAUCUCCUUUAUCUAGCAGCUUAUUACAGGUUGAAGAUUUUGAUCCCAGAUAUUCUGUUGUUCUGGAGCAAGUCAUGAGCUGUGAAGUUGGGAUCACUGAGCAAAGAAACCCAAAUUCUUUUAUGGUCAUACUGGAUUGGGCCAAAUGGUGGGAUAACAUUGCAAAGGAGCGAAUUUGUUUAUCCACAGAAUCAGAUAUAGCAAUUCAGUCCUGCAGUCCUGAGGUACUGUGGACCUACCUCACUUCUAGACAUAAUUGGGCCAAAAUUUCUAACUGGAUUGAAAUCUUCCAGAGUGGUGAGCAUUCUACAACCUGGCCAACUCUAACAGCCGAGAUUGUGAAUCAGAACACGUAUUGCAGCAGCUACAUGAGAAAUGAAAUAUUGGACAAAUUAGCAAGAGAAAGGAUAUUCAUCCCUUCUGAACUUGCAGACUUUGGACAGCUCUUGGCAAGGCUCAGUGGUACAGGGGGAGUGAUGCAAGAUCCUCACCUGGUUCCAGUGUAUCAGUCCGGUGAAGGACUCGAUUUCCAUAGCUGUUUCAUUCUCUACUGCCUCAAGCAUGAGCUGCGCUAUCUCCUGUACACUUAUUUGGAUUAUUAUGGGUUGAGGCCCUCUAACUGCCCUCUCCUCGAAGAUGGAGCUCUCCACGUGGCCCAUCCUUGGUUCGAGUUUCUAAUGAGAAUAAGAGAGGUUGCUGACAAUCCAGCAGAUAAAUCAAUGGCAUUCCAAGCAAGUCUGGCAAAUGCCCAAAUGCUGAUUCCCAGUAAUCAAGGUAGUGUCAGCAGCAUGCUCCUGGAAGGGCAUACUCUGAUGGCUUUAGCCACCAUUAUGUUUGCCCCAGGAGGAAUUGAUCAGGUGAUGCAGAAAAAGGAAGAUGUUGGUGAUUCUCUCUGGAAGGUAGACCCCCAGUUAUUGAAAAUGGCACUCGCUCCUUAUCCCAAGCUGCGUGCUGCUCUGUUUCCACAGAUCACACCUCAUGGCAUUCCACCACCAGACAUCUCUCUCUACCAUCUUUUGCAGUCACUACAUCCCUUUGACCCAUCCCGGCUCUUCGGUUGGCAGUCUGCCAACUUGCUCUCUACUUGUGACUUUUCAAAUGAUUUACCUCACUUCUCUUGCCCUGAUUUGGUGAACAAAUAUGCCAUAACAGAAAGACUAGAUUUUUCCUAUUACCUGCAACAUGGGCGUCCAUCGUAUGCUUUUGCAACUUUUCUUGUUCAGCAGCUGGUGAAGAGCAGUUCACCCAAGCAGUUGAUUCAGCGAGUGAGCACUGAAGCAUACAAUCUUGGAUUAGCCCACUUCACUGUACCCGCUGUUGCUGCAGCAUGUAUUGCCUUUCUUGAGUUACUUGGUGUUGGCAGCUUUAAACUCAGAAUUGACCUUAAAGUGGCAAAUGUAAUUUUGAAACAUUGGUGCACAAACACUGAAGAGUCUCAACAUAGCUCCUUACAACAUACUUUAGCUGAAAAACUUCAGAACCUGCUUGAAGGGAAUAGAUCAGCAGAAGAAUUAUUAACACAUCUGGAGAAUGCCACUUGGGAGAUCAUACAAAGAAAAAAUAUAAAGAGGGUAUCUUUUGAAGCUGGUCAGGAGUGGUCACUGAUGGCCCAAUUCUGCAGGCUUCAUGGCAUCACCCUCAGCAUGGCCUACCUUCAGGCCUGUGCACAAGAGGAUGAAUGGCUACAAUUUGUGGUCUUUGCUCAACUUCACAACUACCAGCCAGAAGAGGUGAAGUCAUUGCUAAAAGACUUCAGUCCCAUUCUUCAGGACCACCUGACACUAGCCUUUCAGAAUUUGCAGUUUGUUUCACAAGAGAAAGCACCAAGUUGCACUGUGGUGAAGAAGGAACCUGACAAAGAGAGCGAACCCAUAAAGGAUCUCUUUGAAGUUCUCUAUAAGUGCCAGGAGAGCACGAAUCCUUGGCGUUAUCUUUUGAGUGAAGCAGUGCGACAAAAUGCGCCAGUGUUGGGUGUCCUGGCUGCAUGUUUCCAGGAAGCUGAUGUUCUUCAGUGUCUUUGCGUUUGGGUUGUAAUGUCCUCGGAUGAUGUGACUGUCUCUGAAAUUACAAAACAUAUCGAUGAUUCGGUGGAGUACCAUGAGUGGAAUCUCCACGAUCUGUCACUAAUGUGGAAGGUGCUAUUGGGAACAAGAAAAAGUAAACAACUUGUCCGAGGAUUUCAACUUUUUCAGAAGGACUGUCCCUGGGUCUACAUGUUGGAGAUGUAUGAACUUUGCACAGAACACAAAAAUUACCAAGAAGCAAAGCUGAAAAUUCAGGAAUUCCAAAAAUGCCUCCAGUCUGUUGCAGAUUCAGCAGACACUCAAAUUCCAGUGGAGUGGAUGGAGUCACAGGCUAGUCUGCUUCUGAAGCUGAUGAUGCAACAGUGUCCAACACAGUAUGAACUUGGAAAGCUUUUGCAGUUACUGGCAGAUGUGGAAUACACUUUUGUAUCAAGUGGUAAAGACCUUUAUCCAGAUUUCCAAAAACUGAGCAGACUCGCUCAGCUCCUGCAGGAAACAUCAAUUUCUGUUGAUCACUCACUCCUUACUGACUACAGUGUUGAAACUCUACAAUAUGUGUGCGGGAAAAUUUUGAACCAAUUGCAGAAGAAAGGACUCUUUGUUCUCGCGAGGCAGGUGGCAGACCUCGCUGAGCUUCCAGUGGACAAUUUGCUUGUUGAUGAGGUAUCUCAGGAAUUACAAAGUUUGAAGCAACGUGGUCAGUGGCAAAGGAAAGAGACAAGAAUAAAUUUUUGGAAGAAGUGCCAUGAAUGUUUCAAAAAUAGUUUGAUCUCCAGUUUAGUUGCCUCUGAAUUCUUUCUGUGCCAGGCCAAUGAUAAGCCAGCCACUAAAUCACCAUUAUCUUUCAAAGAACAACUCCUGGCCAUUCAGGAAAAGUGCAUGCUGUUGACUAUGGCAGGCCACUGGCUGUCAAACAGCACACCUCCAUUCCUAGAACAGUUGGAGGAGGUGGAGAAGAGGAUUUGGUUGUGCCACAUCAGUCAGCAGACUUUGCUGAUGUCCACAGCUUCGAGAUUUGCUUGGCAGGUUUCGGUCUGUGGCGAACUUACCUUUGAAGAUGCCACCAAAGAGUUCCUAUUCUCAAACCUGCCUGCUCUGAACUCGCCAAAGUACCUCAAAUUGGAAGGAUUUCCAAACAAGGACGUGGCUUCCAACUGUAGACUAGGAGCAGCAGAGCAAGAUGCCCUCAAUAUUUUGGUUGGAAGCUUAUUAGAUGGAGGAUGCAUUCAUGAAGCCAGUAGAGUCUCCAGAUAUUUUGAAUUUUAUAACCAAGACCUAUCACUAGUUCUCCACUGCAGAGCUUUAGCCUCAGGAGAAGCACAAACAACUGAUUUCCACCCUUCGAUCAAGGUCAUCUUGACUACAGGUGCUGCUUUGAAUGGGGAGAUGAGACACCCUCGAAAAAGGAUACCAAGCAUGAGCAAUGUAGCCUCAUCAUUUGUUCAAUGUCCAGAAGACAACCUUGUUAAAGACCAGGUUGUUAAGGAUCUGCAAAUUCUCAUUAAUGAGUGCCGCCAUGGGAAGAGUUAUUGCCAUCAGGUUCUUAGCUUAUACGAGCUCUCAAAGGAACUUGGCUUUUCUUUCAAUGAUAUCUCUACUCAAGAUUCUGACACUGUCCUGCGGGAAGUGUUAUCGUCGCAACAGCCUGACCGUUAUAAAAAGGCCCAGGCAUUUAUUACCACACAAGGACUGAAAGCAGAGGCAGUGGCAGCUCUCAUAGCGGAUGAAGUGGUCCAGGCGUUGCUGUCUUCAACACAAUCCAAAGGACAGGGAAUGACGCAGAUCUAUAAUCCUCGUGAUGGGAAAGAGGCCUUUCUUCAGCUGGCUAAACUGUGCCAAGACCCAAUUCUUGUUGGCACGAAGCUGCUGGAUAAAAUUUCAUCCAUUUCCAACGGGGAACUGGAGUGCACUGUGGAACUACUGAUCCUGGCCCACGACUGCUUCAGCCUGACCUGCCACAUGGAAGGGAUUAGUAGAGUACUACAAGCUGCUCGCCAUCUCAGUCACAAACAUCUGGCUCCCAAUGAAGAGUACAGUCUCAUGGUACGACUAGUCACUGGCAUCGGACGAUACAAUGAUAUGACCUAUAUAUUCGACCUGCUCCAUGAGAAUCAUAGGUUUGAGAUGCUGUUGAGGAAAAACGUUGUGUCGAAUGGAAAUCUGAAGACUGCUCUGCUGGACUACAUCAAACGUUGCCUGCCCGGGGAUAGUGAGAAACACAACAUGGUGGCCUUUUGCUUCAGCAUGUGUCGUGAAAUUGGGGAAAACCACGAGAGUGCAGCCCGGGUGCAGCUGAAGAUCAUAGAAUCACAGCCUUGGGAGGUAACUCCUGAGUUGAAGAAAUCUUUGGUGAAGAUUCUGUCCUUCCUCAAAGAUGCUGCUGAGAGCUAUUCAAAGAACUCGUGUAUCCGCCGUGCCUCUCAAUGUGUGAAACUUGCCAAACUGGUGACUCUCCAGCUCCACUUCGUAAACAACAACCAGAACGUGCAGUUAAUUAAUCUGCAGAGAAACGAGUUGAUGACUUGUAUCCUCUCCUUACCAAGGUUCUAUCAGGCUUCCAUAGUUGCAGAGGCGUACGACUUCAUACCUGAUUGGGCAGAGGUUCUGUACCAGCAUGUGAUUGUCCGUGGUGAUUUUGCCUAUCUAGAGGAGCUUAAGCAACAGCAUCAGCUACAGCACAGCCUGUUUGAAGAAAUUUCUACAAAAUUUAAACAAUAUAAAGGAGAUGCCGGAGCGAGUCAGAACCUGAAGCGGUUGCUGCAGUACUGUGAGGAUGUUUACCUGUUUUACAAAAUGGCUUACGAGCACAAUUUCACAGACAUAGCAAACAAGCUCCUUAAAGAACCCCAGACAGGAUGUUACCUAAAAGAUAGGAUUGCCAGCUAGCUGUUUGUACUCUACAUUUUCAAUGUUGAAGCUCAAUACAUAUAAAAAGUCUGUUCAGAUUGUAAAAAAGUUUGGCUUUUGCAUUGACCAAUAUUCCACUAUUUGUCGGUGGAUGUUUAGUAAGGACCCAGUGUAUAAUAAGUAAAGCUGCUACUUGGAAACAGCAGUUGAGCAAAGUGCAGUACAGGCUGGACUUUGAAUGUUAUUAAAGCCCAAACCAGAACAUGCUACUGGUACCAAAUACAGUGGCUGAAACCAAAAAAGUGAAUAAAAUUGCUGUAGGUUUUCAAACAUUUUCUGUUGCAUGUUCAUUGGUCUGUACCAUCUUAGGGCAUCACAGGACACCUAGAAAAUGGUCAUAACUACCAACUUCCAGCACUUGGCCAUGAUGCAUGGCUUAAGAUUAAUUGCAUGACAGUAAUACAAACUUCACACACUAGCACCACCUCAACUAUACACAUCAAGGCUAAGGGCUGGAUAAUGAAGGCAGGCACAAGGCAUGAUUUCAUGGGGAUUGAACCAUUUGCCAAAAGGAUGUUCAGGAUGCACCAAUUUAAAGUGAUGCAUCAUGAUAGAGCACAGUGGUGAAAAUUGGUAUAUUAAAAAAAAGUCCCUGUUAAAGGGUGGUGCCUAAGCAGUUAAAGGGCAUAUAAUUUGCCAGACUACAAGGAAAGAAGUAGUGAGGUGGGGACCAUAAUGGGAUUGACCUACCUACAGCUGGUACAGACUUGAGUGGCUGAAUGGUCAUGUAACCCUGCUGGCAUCAUUAGCAGUUUGAUAUCAAGCCUUGAAGAAACCAUGUUUCAAUAUACGGGAGUGCCUUGGAUAACCACUUGCCCUCCUAGAGGUAAAUAAUUUGCAGUUAAAACCCCAUAUGUCAAGGCACAACUCCAAUCUGCACAGGAGUGAAACCAAAGAUGGGUAAAAUGAGAACAAAUGUCACAACAAGUACAUCUGCAGCCCUUGUACAGCUCAACCAGGUUUGUUUUACAUUUUCUAAAGGGCACGAAAAACAAUGCAGAAAAUGUUGAUAUAUUCAUUUAUUAUCCCGAAGCAUAGCAAGUGUCCAAUUAUGUUUACAUGUUGAACCUUCCCACCUAAUCAGCAACAGAUGAGAUUAAUGUAAAAAUAAAUUACUCAUCUGUUGUACUGCUCAAUAGACAGUAGGAAAUUGUGUUUUGUAAAAUAAAUUUGGGAAGGGUAGGUGGUCAAUAUAAGAGCUACUCCUAUUAGCUGUUUGUGUUCAAGACUGCAAAAUGCACUAUCACUAAUUAAAAUAACACUAUGGGGAUUUUGAAAAUAACGCAUAAUUUCCCAUACUAAGAAAUUACACUGGGUUGCAAAAGCACCUCAUGAUCAAUGUAAAAUUUAUGUAAAGUGCAGUUACAAUGAAUAAACUGAACAUUUACUGCACUGAUGUCACUUUAUAUGCACUUCCAACCCAUUACAAAGGACUGGCCAGGGUUACAGCGAGUAAGCAGCAUGUGCCUUAACUGUGCAAGAAAGUUAAUCCCACAACUCUACAGAGUGGGACAUGUAAAAAUAAAGGCCACUACUUCCACUGCAGCAUUUUCAUUGAAGUUUCUGCAUUCAGUUCCAUUAGUGCAAGUCGCUGGCUUGAAGAGUAAUUUUUCACUCCCCCUUCAUGAGCAUCUUUGAUUCAAAACCCCUUCACAAGGGUCAACUUCCACCCAAUGCCUUCAACAAAAUCUUUAAAGCCAAAUGCCAGGUCUCUAAUAGGACCAGUUAAAUAGGCAGCAUUGAAACAUUCAAGGCUCAGUAAGUUUCCCCGACUUGCCUAAAGCCAGAGACUUCAAAGUAUAAUCCUGUUUAAAAAAAAAGUGGCAUCAGUCCAGUCUGUCAACCAGGCAGUCAAUCCUCCCAAGCAAGCUAAGCCAGUAAAGUGGUAGUUAGUGCGACCAGAUUCUGCCCCACAACAAUCAUUCAUGAAAUGACAAUACCAAGACCAAUGGCUGAACUCUCCCCAUGGGCCUAACCACAGAAUAAUUUAUCCCUAAAAUAGGGGCUGGAUUUAUACAGCACCUCUCACAACUCAGGAUGUCCCAAGGUGCUUUACAGCCAACGAAGUACUGUGUGGUCACUGUUGUCUUAAUGCAGGAAAUGCGGCAGCCAAUCUGAAAACGGAAAGCUCCCACAAACAGCAACUUGAUAACAAGAUCAUCUGCUCUAAAAUGAUGGAGGGAAGAGCAGAGAGAGUAAAUGAAAAAGAAGUUUUCAGUUUCCCCAAAGGUGUGGCCAUAAAAAUGAGCAUCACAAGGAGGUCACCUGGCUCUUGCCCAUUAACCCAAUUCAGAGAAAGCGUACAACACUGAGGGCAUGUUCUCUUAAGGCAGACCGACCCGGAAACCAAAAAGGCAUAAUGUCAGAAAAUCAGGUUCUCUAAUUAGACUGUUUUAGUUUCUGAGAGGAAAAGCUGGCAAAAUUCGAGAAAUUUUAAAAAUAGUAAUCUGACUCUGCAAUUGUACAGUAUCACAAUAAACGUGAUAGUAUGUCAGCUCAGGUCACAAUAUAGAUGCUGAGUCAUAGACACCGCAAGGCUCCAUUUUUUUUCAAAUAUAUAG